UCGUAUGCUAAAUAGGCAAUGGCUAUGAGGCUUUCAUAGCGUAAACUUUUGUGUUGUUUAAACAAAUGUCAAAUCAGGUUCCACUCCCAAGGAGACCUGAUAUAAGGUUUUGAUUGGUCAAGGGAACUUAAGGGUUUAUUGCCUCGUGCCAGGUAAAUCAACGCAGUUUCGUUUUGAGUCUGUAAUGUGAGGUUCAAGUCUGGCUGAAGAAAGAACGACAUCGUAAUGUGGUUUYUCUUCAAGGAUUCACACUUACGGAUAACGUUUGUGUUAGGGUUUGUUCUGAGUGGAGUUUUCAGCGGAAACGAUGACAGUGACAUCGACGAUGAGUGUAUUUGGGAAGACAGGAGUUUUCGUGGAGACAAACCACCCUCUGUAUUGAAUGCACGCACAGAAUGCUCCAAAGGGAAAAUCAUUUGGCACUAUCCUUACGGUGGUCUGCGCAUGUCUUUCCAUCCAGCACAAGUCAAAGGACCAUUCAAGCUAUGCUUCACGUUCACAUCUCAAGAUUCAGGAAUAAGCGUAUUCCAAGAGGGUUUAAAGGAUUUGACACUAUUAAAGGGAAGCAAGGGUCCAAAAACUCAGAAAAACAUCUGCGUAUCUUCUUCCAAAAAGGACAUGGUUUUGUACAUCGAAGCAUCGGAGAAAGAUGAACCCAUGAUGAACAUGGAUUUUUCCGUACUUCCUUUAAAGAAAAAACACCAUCACAAGUCAAAAGCGUGCAGACCCUGUCGAUAUGAUAAACUUAUCAAGUUGAUUUGCAAGAGUGACUUUGCGAUUCGCGGCUACGUCAACUCAUCAUUUGUAAUUCCCAACACACACUUCAUCCAAGCCGAUUUUAUUGCUCAAGACCUCAUUCAGCAAAAACAUCACAUCUUCUCCGAAUCUUCCAAAGAACAAAAGUACAGCAGAGGCCUCGUCAGGCUGCCAUCUGGGUGUUCUUGGGGAAAAGGAAAAAACAAACUACUCCUGAUAACUGGGGAUAUCCAAUCAGGGAAAGGCGCAGUGAUGACGUGUUAUACACGUGACAAGGAAUGGCUGAAGCUAAAGAAAGACUAUUUCAAGCAUCUUUGCAAUGUUUUUAAAUAGAUACAUGUUUAUAUAUAUAUAUAUAUAUUACUUGGUUACAUUAUAAAUUAAUUUAUUUAUUACGUAAAAAAUAGUUGAAUCAAAUUCAAAAUCUAUUAUAUAUCUUAUUAUAUACAUCAUGCAUGGUUUUCAGAGAUCGAAAUUCGAUGCUCUUUAUAAGUUUGAUCAUUAUAGAAAAUCUUUUGAGAUCCAUUCAAAAUAGGUAGAUUCGCAAAACCAAUUUGGUUUCAACUUCUAUUGCGAACCAUGGCGGUGACGGUGCGGUGACGUCAAUCGCAUGGCAAAACGACUUCAACUGUAGACGAAAAGCGGUUCUAUAAAGAUUUUUCUUACAUUUUCUUUAUGACAAGAUUUUUUGUUUAAAAAUUAAAGCUCUAAUUGUUCCUGGUGGAGAUUAAAUCGUUGAAAACAUUUUCCGCUUUAUUUUUGAGGUUUUAUGGAGAGUUUGAUCAAGGAAAUACGUCACAGCUUAAAAGCUCUAUAGUCAGAAAGGUAUGCAACGAAAAAAUCAGACCAGGCCGUCAGAAAUGACUUGUUCAGUAGCAUGCAUCCUUUCCAAACAAAGUCUGUUAGGCAAUAGGAUAUAGUUAUAGUCCAGAGGAAGAAGCAGGGCUAUCCCAAGUGUCUUUGCGAGCUUAUUAUUGUUUUCUUUGGUUUCAACCGGUUUAUGUGCAUCUUUUUCUAAUGAUACUUCUGCUACUACGAAUACUAAGGUUUUCAUUUAGCAUUUCAUGAAGACAUGUUCGGCUAAUUUUUCAAAUAAAAGUAGUCAUUUGCGURUGGUGAUAUACACUCUACUCAAUUAUGAUUGAUGGAAAAUAUGUUGUAUCUUACUCACAAUGCAUUAUGGGAUAGCCAUGAUCCUUCUCUAGGUAGUCCAUCAACGUGAAUACAUUAAUAAUACCGUAAGGAAUUAACAUUUGUGUACAAUGUACAAGAUAUUCUAGUACAAAUAAGAUGAAAAAGGGGGUUUGCCGGGCAGGUAGAGUUCCUAUAAGGAGACUAUUUACUACUAAAUAGUGCAAAGUGUUGCACACUUUUAGUGUUUGUACUCUACUGAAGUAAAAAAACCUAGGUAAAAAUUCUAGCUUAAACUCUAAAUACUUAUCAAAAUAUAUUCUAUUAUCAUUAUUAUCUCAAUUAAAGCGUAGAAGUUUAUAUGAUAUUUAGGUUGAAAACUCAACUGUAUUACAUUUAUAUACAGCUAUAAUUUGAAAGACUGAACUGGCAUAAAGACCCAGGCGUUGCUCCUGACGCAUGCGAGCAAAUGAACUGAUGAAGAGCUGAUGAACCUUUGAGUAUAAUUACUGAAUAUAUUCAGAAGUUACAAGUAAAAUAAAAUUAUUGGUAAACGAAAA
Actinia tenebrosa (Australian red waratah sea anemone) is the source of this 2447-nucleotide messenger RNA. RefSeq names its product meteorin-like protein. Gene Ontology annotation, molecular function: hormone activity. The record is from RefSeq and is a predicted model, not a curated record. NCBI's taxonomy places the organism in Eukaryota, Metazoa, Cnidaria, Anthozoa, Actiniaria, Actiniidae.